Cryptotermes secundus is the source of this 1425-nucleotide messenger RNA. It is a transcript of the gene Kdsr, whose product is annotated as 3-ketodihydrosphingosine reductase. The transcript is spliced from 7 exons. Gene Ontology annotation, biological process: sphingolipid biosynthetic process. The record is from RefSeq and is a predicted model, not a curated record. NCBI's taxonomy places the organism in Eukaryota, Metazoa, Arthropoda, Insecta, Blattodea, Kalotermitidae. Gene Ontology annotation, cellular component: endoplasmic reticulum membrane. Gene Ontology annotation, molecular function: 3-dehydrosphinganine reductase activity. The coding region runs from base 309 to 1301 and encodes 330 amino acids.
AUCUUGAAUUUGAAAAUUGAUUAAAACUAAUCCGUGGUCUGAAUUAUGGAGCAAUUUCCGUGAGAAAACAAUUUUCAAAGAGAUCUAUUUCAAGUUGUAGAGAAACGUGGAAACUAAGACAGAGCCAUCUUUGAGGCAAAGUGAAACAAAUAUCGGCCUCGAAUAUAGACUCCUCACGUGGACUAUGGUGCAAUAUUAACUGUGAAUAUAUAAGUAAACAAAACAGGUUGGUGUAUAAUGACGGUAAUAUAAUGAAAAUUUUAUGCGUUGUUUUUGUACAGGCCAGCUAACUGUGUGAAGAGUACAUAAUGUGGACCGCCAUUGUUUAUAUUGUAGUCCUGUUUCUUAUUGUACGAGUAACGAAACGGCUGCUAUUCAGAUCGAAGUUACAGCCCUUGGAAAGUAAACAUGUAGUGGUGACAGGUGGUUCCAGUGGUAUUGGAAAAUGUGUAGCUAUUGAAGCUGUCAGUAGAGGUGCACAUGUUACCCUAAUAGCCAGAGAUGUCAAGAAGUUGGAAAGUGCAGUCGCAGAAGUGGCAAAAUACUGUCUCCAUCAUGAGAAGCAGAAAGUGCAGUUUAUAUCAUUGGAUGUUAGUGAAAAUUAUGAAGAUAUAGAGAAGGCACUUCUUGAUGCUGAAGAAGAGAAUGGCCCUAUAUCAAUGCUUGUGAAUUGUGCUGGAAUGGCAAUAUGUGGGAGGCUGGAAGAUACUGCUGUGGAAGAUAUUAAGCGCCUGCUGAACUUGAACUUCUUGGGAACUUUGUAUCCUACCAAAGCUGUCAUAUCACGUAUGAAAGGAAGAGGCGAGGGCAGGAUUGUGAUUGUUGCAUCUCAAGCUGCCUUGUUGGGGAUAUAUGGCUAUACAGCAUACAGCAGUACGAAGUUUGCCCUGCGUGGUCUUGCCGAAUCUCUGCACAUGGAGGCAAAACCGUACAACAUAUCAGUCACACUGUCUUUCCCACCUGAUACAGACACCCCUGGAUUCGCUACUGAAGAAAAGAGCAAACCAAUGGAAACAAGAUUAAUUUCACAGUCUGCUGGGCUAGUGUCACCUGAAGUUGUAGCAAAACAGAUCAUCAUGGAUGCUUUAGCUGGAAAUUUCUAUAGCACUGUUGGUGCCGAGGGUUUCAUGCUAACAACUCUCUGUGCAGGAAUGACUCCUGUAUCCUCAUUGUUUGAACUUGUUACUCAGGUCUGUUUAAUGGGAUUUAUGAGGUUGGUGAGUGUUUGUUACUUGAUGUCAUUUCACCGAAUCAUUCGCAACUGCAUGAAGACAAGGGACCAGACAAAAAAAUUGGAAUAAGGAUAUUAAACAGAUGUUAAGGGUUUUUAUCUAACAUAAGCAUUUUAAUUAUGCUUCCAGAAUACAAGAUUAUGUGAUUUCGUGUGUACUUAUACUGGGGAGAAAUUAAAUGAAGUACAAAGUC